UGAUUUGUCAUACAAAUAAGGAAGUGGUAUUUCCCUAGUUAUCAGUUGUCAAGACAUGCUUUCCUCUGCAUGUCUUGAAGUUGGAACCAAACCAAGACAUCCUCCCACAAACCAUUACAGCAAUACACAACAGACCAUUACACACAUCAUUACAGGACAUGACAUUUCAAAACCUGCUUCUAUGAUUAGAUUAGUGCGAUUAUGGUUAGGGGAUUCACAAACUGUUCCUUUAAACAAGAGACACAGUGAAGCAGUCUGACAGUCAUAGAGAGGGUUAGGGUUAGGGUUAGUCAGACAGUCAAAGAGAGGUAGCGUCAGAGUGAAGAGGGGUGUGCCACUAGAUAUUAUUUCACUUAUUUCUCCAUAUUAUUUUACUGUUCAUUUUGGACCUGUUCUCCAAACCCUCAACCUGCUCCUCUUACUACAAUGCCAUCCCAACUUGAGAGGCUGGCUCUGUUCCGGGUCUGGUCCAUGAUGGUCCUGCUCUACACCUCGGACCACAGGAAGGGCUGGAGACAUAUCCUCCUCCACUUCCUCAGCUGCUUGACCCUGAGCCUGGCCUUGGGAGGGGCCCUCCUACUGGGCCUCUACUUCUCUCUGAACUACAGCCUAGUGGUGUGUGGAGUCACCUCAGGCUGCUGCUCACUCCUGUUGACAGCUGUCCUGUUCUGCUCCAAGAGAGUCCGCUGCUUCUCCUUGCUGUUUCUUAUCUCCUGCACUAUGAAGCAGGGCAGGAACCUGCUUCUGACGGCAGGCACUGGGCUGGUGAUCCUCUGGAAUGUCCAGAACACCUUAAGAAACCUCAGAGAAGUGUCCAGCAGUCUGGUGUGUAACCUGGAGAAGAAGAGAGUGUUGUUGGACGUCAGUCCAAUAAAUAACUAUGUCAAUCUGCUGAGGUGGGUGGGCGAGAAGCUCAACAAGUUCAUAGACUUUGGAGUUGUCAAGUACGAGUCAUCAUUCACCGUCGGACACAGCGUUGAGUCCAACGAUCUGACGGUGAAACUUCAGGAUGCUGUCCUGACACUGAACACAACAACGAAGAGCGCUGAGGUGUGCAUCGACCUGGUGAUGGCUGUGUUCCAGAGAGGAGUCCUGGUACUAGGGGUCACCCUGGUCAUCAUCACCACUACCCUGUUCCUCAGAAAAUACUUCUUCAACCUCAAGUACCAGAACACUUUCAUCACCAGCAGGUUUAUUAGAUACGAUGAUCAACAGAGAGCUGAGGGGAAGCCCUACCUCCUCCCUCUGAGCCCAGAGGAGGCAGAUCAAUUCCGCUCCAUCCCCUCCGCCCGCUUCACACGGAGAGAGGGCUACACCAUGCUCUGGUUCCUGGUUCCAGUGCUCACCCACCUCCCAAUCUGGCUCUUAUUCAUCUCCCUGGACGCACUGCUCUACUGGCUUAUUCUGAUUAUCAACAAACACCUUCUGGAACUGAAACCAUUCAGCAUUAACCUAAAGAUGAACCUAAACGAAGACAACAGCAUCGUGUUUAUCCCUCUCCCAGGGGGAGCCAUCAUGAAGGAUUUCUCCUACACCUUCACCCUCUUUCAGGAGGAUUGCCUUCCCCAGCCCUCCCUGCUCCUCUCCAGGUCUCUGGUCCCACUGUCAGUUAUCCUGGUUGUUCUACUUGUCCUAGACCUGCUGUCUGCCAAGAUGGGUCAGCUCAAACUACUGGUCUCAGAACAGUUCUACAACGACAACGCAGACCAGAGGGUGCAGCAACUUCAUGCUAAGAUCAGCCACAAAAGAGCCAAGACGAGGCCUCCAACGAAGAGGACUGCUCUGCUGAGACUGCUAAAACAAAAAAGCUUCUGGUUUCCACUGUUCUUCCACACUGCGAAGGAGAAUGAUAUGCGUCUCACCUGAAGAAAUCCAAAACAGUGAUCAUCUGGGAAAUUGAUUUUUUGCUUUGUCAUGCAUUCAGGCAAUCACCUGUAGAAUUACAGGACUAGAUUCAAUUUUGAUUUGAAUUGCAUUGCUAUGUUGUGUAAAUGUUGCACAAAGAUCAACAGUUUAUUGUAAUCACGGUAAAUAUGUCUUGUAUUAUAAACCAAUUUCUAUAGUUAGUGUGUAAACAAGUUUGUUGUACAAAGGAUUGGGCUCCAAAACUAUCGAAAAUAUGGCUUUGACUUAAUUGAAGUAAAUCUCAGAGUAAUCUUCUCUGAUUUGCUUUGAUGUUGUCUUUAUGAAUAAGAUACAGUUGAAGUCGCAAGUUUACAUACACCUUAGCCAAAUACAUUUAAACUCCGUUUUUACCCAUUCCUGACAUUUAAUCCUAUUAAAAAUUCCCUG
Molecule: messenger RNA, 2292 nt
Organism: Oncorhynchus mykiss (rainbow trout)
Lineage: Eukaryota; Metazoa; Chordata; Actinopteri; Salmoniformes; Salmonidae
Product: dendritic cell-specific transmembrane protein
Cellular component (GO): membrane
Source: RefSeq, a predicted model, not a curated record